This is a messenger RNA of Andrographis paniculata, 2205 nucleotides long. RefSeq names its product hsp70-Hsp90 organizing protein 3-like. The coding region runs from base 282 to 2027 and encodes 581 amino acids. The record is from RefSeq and is a predicted model, not a curated record. Gene Ontology annotation, molecular function: Hsp90 protein binding. The transcript has 7 exons. NCBI's taxonomy places the organism in Eukaryota, Viridiplantae, Streptophyta, Magnoliopsida, Lamiales, Acanthaceae.
GCGUCCCUUGACCUCGACUCCUGCAACCUGUGUAUCGUCGAUGAUCAUUCAUUCAUUCAUCACGCAUCCACACGUCUUUUCAUAUACAUACUCCCCACUCCACUCCACUCCACUUCACCCUCCGCCGAAAUUUCCACAAGGAAAUCAAAAUCAAUCCCCCCAGGCUCCAGGAAUCACGACUCUCCUGCCUCUCUUGAACGCCCAUAGGAUAGCAAUUACCAUCCCCAACAAAAUCUUUUUUUUUUUAAUUUUAAUUUUUGUCAAGCUUGAUUUUUUCGCUAAUGGCGGAUGAAGCCAAGGCUAAAGGCAAUGCUGCCUUCUCCGCCGGAGACUUCAACCAUGCCGUUGCCCACUUUACCGAUGCAAUCAGCUUGGCUCCCACCAAUCACGUCCUCUACUCCAAUCGAUCCGCCGCCUACGCAUCCCUUGCUAAGUUCCCUGAAGCUCUUUCCGACGCCCACAAGACCAUCGAGCUUAAGCCCGAUUGGGGGAAGGGCUACUCCCGGCUAGGCGCCGCCUACGUGGGCCUCCAUAGUUACGGCGACGCUGUUUCCGCCUACAACAAGGGUCUUCAAAUCGAUCCCACCAACGAGGCCCUCAAGUCCGGCCUCGCAGAUGCGGAGUCUGCUUUGGCUCGGAGCUCGAGGUCCCGAGGCGGACCGGCCCCAAAUCCUUUUGGGGAGGCUUUUGGGACGGACAUGUGGGUUAAGCUGGCGAGCGAUCCUGACACCAGGGAGUUCCUUCAGCACCAGGAUUUCGUGAAAAUGAUGCAGGAUAUUCAAAAGAACCCUAAUAAUGUGAACUCGCACAUGAAGGAUCAAAGGGUAAUGCAGGCGCUGGGGGUUUUGUUGAAUUUGAAGAUCCAGACAACGGGAGCUGAGGAUGGUGAAGGUAUUCCGCCGUCAGCGUCAGGUCCGGAAAAGAAGAGGCCGGCAGCGGAGGCUCCGAAGGAGGAGAAGAGACCGGAAAAGGAUCCGGAGCCCGAGGUAGGGGAGCUUGACGAAGAGGAGAAGGAGAAGAGGAUUAAAAAGUCUGAGGCUCAGAAAGAGAAAGAAGCUGGGAAUGCAGCCUAUAAAAAGAAGGACUUUGAGAUGGCGAUACAGCAUUAUACCAAGGCAGUUGAUCUCGAUGAUGAGGAUAUUUCCUUCUUAACGAAUCGUGCUGCCGUCUACUUGGAGAUGAGCAAGUAUGAGGAUUGCAUUAAGGAUUGUGAAAAGGCUGUUGAAAGAGGGAGGGAACUGAGAUCAGACUACAAAAUGAUUGCGAGGGCCUUGACCAGAAAGGGAUCUGCCUUGGUGAAGAUGGCCAAGUGCUCAAAGGAUUAUGAAACUGCAAUUGAGGCCUUCCAGAAAGCCCUAACUGAGCAUCGCAACCCUGAUACACUCAAGAAGCUUAAUGAUGCUGAGAAAGCAAAGAAAGAUUUAGAGCAACAAGAGUACUUCAACCCGCAGAUAGCUGAUGAGGAGCGAGAGAAAGGCAAUCAAUUUUUUAAGGAGCAGAAGUAUCCUGAAGCUAUUAAGCACUACACUGAAGCAAUAAAAAGGAAUCCAAAGGAUCCAAGGGUAUAUAGCAACAGGGCUGCUAGUUACACAAAACUUGGGGCUAUGCCUGAGGGACUCAAAGAUGCCGAAAAAUGUAUUGAGCUUGAUCCAACCUUUUCAAAAGGUUAUACCAGAAAGGGCGCUGUUCAAUUUUUUAUGAAGGAGUAUGAGAAAGCAUUGGAGACAUAUCAGGAAGGUUUGAAGCAUGAUCCUCAGAACCAGGAAUUGUUAGAUGGUGUCAAGAGAUGUAUGGAGCAGAUAAACAAGGCUAACCGCGGCGAUUUGAGCCCAGAGGAACUAAAGGAGAGACAGGCCAAAGCAAUGCAGGAUCCAGAGAUUCAAAAUAUCUUGACAGAUCCGGUAAUGAGGCAGGUCCUGGUUGAUUUUCAAGAGAAUCCAAAAGCUGCACAAGAUCACAUGAAGAACCCUCUUGUGAUGAACAAAAUACAGAAACUAGUGAGUGCAGGAAUCGUUCAAGUUAGAUAGAUAGAUAGACAGACGGAGGGAGCUAGGAUUUGGUGAUACGAUGCUGAUGCUGAUGCGAUGCAGCUGUGUAAUGAAAUGUUUCAUUGAUUUUUAUCUGUUAGAUUCUUUGUCAGGCAGUAGACGUUGGCUUGCCGCCGCAGUGAUUUUAAGUGAAUAGUGGGCUAUUACUAUUACUAAA